Molecule: messenger RNA, 1194 nt
Organism: Sabethes cyaneus
Lineage: Eukaryota; Metazoa; Arthropoda; Insecta; Diptera; Culicidae
Product: probable serine/threonine-protein kinase clkA
Exons: 1
Source: RefSeq, a predicted model, not a curated record
AAUAAUAAUAAUAAUAAUAAUAAUAAUAAUAAUAAUAAUAAUAAUAAUAAUAAUAAUAAUAAUAAUAAUAAUAAUAAUAAUAAUAAUAAUAAUAAUAAUAAUAAUAAUAAUAAUAAUAAUAAUAAUAAUAAUAAUAAUAAUAAUAAUAAUAAUAAUAAUAAUAAUAAUAAUAAUAAUAAUAAUAAUAAUAAUAAUAAUAAUAAUAAUAAUAAUAAUAAUAAUAAUAAUAAUAAUAAUAAUAAUAAUAAUAAUAAUAAUAAUAAUAAUAAUAAUAAUAAUAAUAAUAAUAAUAAUAAUAAUAAUAAUAAUAAUAAUAAUAAUAAUAAUAAUAAUAAUAAUAAUAAUAAUAAUAAUAAUAAUAAUAAUAAUAAUAAUAAUAAUAAUAAUAAUAAUAAUAAUAAUAAUAAUAAUAAUAAUAAUAAUAAUAAUAAUAAUAAUAAUAAUAAUAAUAAUAAUAAUAAUAAUAAUAAUAAUAAUAAUAAUAAUAAUAAUAAUAAUAAUAAUAAUAAUAAUAAUAAUAAUAAUAAUAAUAAUAAUAAUAAUAAUAAUAAUAAUAAUAAUAAUAAUAAUAAUAAUAAUAAUAAUAAUAAUAAUAAUAAUAAUAAUAAUAAUAAUAAUAAUAAUAAUAAUAAUAAUAAUAAUAAUAAUAAUAAUAAUAAUAAUAAUAAUAAUAAUAAUAAUAAUAAUAAUAAUAAUAAUAAUAAUAAUAAUAAUAAUAAUAAUAAUAAUAAUAAUAAUAAUAAUAAUAAUAAUAAUAAUAAUAAUAAUAAUAAUAAUAAUAAUAAUAAUAAUAAUAAUAAUAAUAAUAAUAAUAAUAAUAAUAAUAAUAAUAAUAAUAAUAAUAAUAAUAAUAAUAAUAAUAAUAAUAAUAAUAAUAAUAAUAAUAAUAAUAAUAAUAAUAAUAAUAAUAAUAAUAAUAAUAAUAAUAAUAAUAAUAAUAAUAAUAAUAAUAAUAAUAAUAAUAAUAAUAAUAAUAAUAAUAAUAAUAAUAAUAAUAAUAAUAAUAAUAAUAAUAAUAAUAAUAAUAAUAAUAAUAAUAAUAAUAAUAAUAAUAAUAAUAAUAAUAAUAAUAAUAAUAAUAAUAAUAAUAAUAAUAAUAAUAAUAAUAAUAAUAAUAAUAAUAAUAAUAAUAAUAAUAAUAAUAAUAAUAAUAAGAAUAAUAAUAAUAAUAAUAAUAAUAAUAAUAAUAAUAAU